Molecule: messenger RNA, 353 nt
Organism: Hyaloscypha bicolor E
Lineage: Eukaryota; Fungi; Ascomycota; Leotiomycetes; Helotiales; Hyaloscyphaceae
Exons: 2
Coding region: 80-244 (54 amino acids)
Source: RefSeq, a predicted model, not a curated record
CCGGAGAACAGGAAAUAGAAUUGGUUUUUACGUCUGCACGCGUGCAUCGGUUCCUUACGGAAGUGCUCAUAUAGAAACCAUGAGCCACGAUUCACACCUCCACCUUCCCAAAUCCCAAUCUACCAAGGCGUCGCUCCCAUGGGUUCUGCUACACAUCAACCCUCACGACCCAUCUCCCUCCGCUCCUCUUCAUCCAACAGCUGAAGCAGCACCACUGUCUCCUCUUUCAACUCCUUCUCGGUAAUCUCAUCGCAUGCUUUACAUGCUUGAUGUCGAAAACUUGUGCCUUGGCAAUGAGUGCAGUAUUGCUCAUUGAGCUUGUUCGUCUCUAAGCAUUUGCAACAUGUCCAUUU